This is a messenger RNA of Mucor velutinosus, 408 nucleotides long. RefSeq names its product translation elongation factor Tu (gene TUF1). The transcript has a single exon. The record is from RefSeq and is a predicted model, not a curated record. Lineage: Eukaryota; Fungi; Mucoromycota; Mucoromycetes; Mucorales; Mucoraceae. The coding region runs from base 1 to 408 and encodes 135 amino acids.
AUGACCUUCAAUCCAACGAUCGUAAAGACACCCAUCACACCUUCCACCGCCACCAGUGAAUCGAAUCAGUCUCUGAUGACCGAGGACGCCACCGUCAGCAAAAGUGUGGAAAUGGUUCGACCCUUCCUCAAGGGCAUUGAAGACAACUCGGUGCUCAUCGACAUUACUGGGUUGCCUAAUCAACAGCUCUUACGAGAGGCUCUGCAAGCAUUCAACAAAGAUGCUCAUCUCAGAAAAGGCUACAACGAUUAUAUCGGCAAAGUAUCUCGCACUCGCUCGCAAGUAUAUGAAUCGAGAGAUCAUGGAAACAUGUUGGAUCCACGACAGUCCUGGCCACAUCGCAAUUCUGCAGGGCUUCAAUCUGACGGAUGGGACCUUUGUCUAGGGUUUCCCCUCUCUUCCAGCUAA